AUGAACUAUGAUAUAAACAAUAAUAUGAAGAAAAAAAUAGAAAACCAUAAAAAAUCAUCCGAAAAAUGCAAUAGAAGCACGUAUCAAUCAGUAUAUAUUAAGGGUACUAUAUUAUGUGAGCAUAAUAGUGAUAGUUACAUAGAAACUGCUAGAAAACUGAAAAAAUGUAACAUCUGUUCCAUACAUGCAUUGUUAUCUAAGUUAUUUAAUUUACCCUUGACUUUAACCCAUAAUAUGUGUUUGCUAAGUUUUAUUAAAUUAAUAGGAAUAUAUAAGUUAUUCAUAUUACAAUUUACUGUUGCAAUGGCACAAUCAGAAGGUCGUGGGGAAGAAGGUACGGACUGCACCCAUCGAACAAAUGGAGAUAAUGGAGGUACUGAAGCAUAUCAACUUUUGACAAAAGUUAAUGAUAAAUUGUGUCCAUUAUGCACAGCUAUUUUACAAGAAUACAAACAAUAUUGUGGACAAUAUUAUCUAGGAAUUGUAGUUCCCCUAGUUACACUUAUUGUCUUAAUCUUAUUUUUUCAGUACAUAUGUAUUAAGUGCUGCAGAUCUUCGAAGUCACGUAAAAACAAAAAAAAAGAAGCAGAUUUGCGUAUGAAUUCUUUUGAACCACGUUAUGAGCGACCACAUAGACAUAUGUAUCAUGGACAUGUGUAUGGUGAAAGCAUGCAACAAUCAAAUAUGUUUCCGGGGGAUAGAAUGCACCCAAAUAAGCAUCGACAACCAUUUAUGUAUCAACAGGCAG
Molecule: messenger RNA, 748 nt
Organism: Plasmodium gonderi
Lineage: Eukaryota; Apicomplexa; Aconoidasida; Haemosporida; Plasmodiidae
Exons: 2
Source: RefSeq, a predicted model, not a curated record